UAUUAUACUCUUUGAUUAAAUAGAGGUUAUAAAUGUUUAAAAUAAAUCGUGAAAAUAAAGCAAUACAAAUAUAAUUAACAUUGCUAGACUGCUAGUUAUUCAUAAAGAGCUUUGUCGCUCAAGACAAACAGGAAAUAAUUUUGAGUAAGAUGGCACUGAUGAAACGUUUGUUUUUAAAAAUUGUUUAUACACCUCGAGCAUUAUCUUACAACGUCCGACAUUUGUCUACAGAAGUAGCACAUGAUGACAGCCCUGUGGAAAUGGAAAACCCAUUCACUAAAGAAAAACGCCAAUGUAUACUUUGUAAAUUGAACAUAACGCCAGACUAUAAGAACUACAGGCUUCUAUCACAGUUCCAAAGUCCAUAUACAGGAAGGAUAUAUGGAAGACAUAUAACUGGACUAUGCCAAACAAAACAGGCAGCAGUAGAGAGAGAAAUCACUAAAGCACAGAACUGCGCUUAUAUGCCUUACUAUUAUAAGGACAAAACAUUUUUAAAGGAUCCUAAGCUGUUUGAUCCUGAAAAUCCAAUCCGAUCACACAGAUUUUAGAUACAUGCAGUCAGAGGAUUGCCGUUGUAAAGUAAUUGCUAUAACUCAAUAAAAUAUUUUUUGUGAAAAUAUUAAUGUUGGUGUGGUGAAGUAGUUGAUAAAAAUAAUAAAUAAUUAUUAUUUA
Molecule: messenger RNA, 675 nt
Organism: Pieris napi
Lineage: Eukaryota; Metazoa; Arthropoda; Insecta; Lepidoptera; Pieridae
Gene: mRpS18C
Product: 28S ribosomal protein S18c, mitochondrial
Exons: 2
Coding region: 150-551 (133 amino acids)
Biological process (GO): mitochondrial translation
Cellular component (GO): mitochondrial small ribosomal subunit; ribosome
Molecular function (GO): structural constituent of ribosome; small ribosomal subunit rRNA binding
Source: RefSeq, a predicted model, not a curated record